This is a messenger RNA of Leptonychotes weddellii (Weddell seal), 2727 nucleotides long. RefSeq names its product jumonji domain containing 4 (gene JMJD4). Gene Ontology annotation, biological process: protein hydroxylation; positive regulation of translational termination. The record is from RefSeq and is a predicted model, not a curated record. Lineage: Eukaryota; Metazoa; Chordata; Mammalia; Carnivora; Phocidae. Gene Ontology annotation, molecular function: 2-oxoglutarate-dependent dioxygenase activity; sequence-specific DNA binding. Gene Ontology annotation, cellular component: nucleus; cytoplasm.
GUACUUCCUUUCCAUCUCCCCGUUUGAAGAGCGGGGAGGUGGGAGGCCGGAGGCGGCUGCGGCGUCCCCCGCCGGCCUGUGGUCCAGCGCGGGCGCCAAGCCGGGCCGGGGAUGGACAGGGAGACGCGCGCGUUCGCCGAGAGCCACUUCCGACGCCUCCGCGGACGGCCCGCGGGCGGGGCGGGCGGGGCGGGCGCGACGCCGGGCCGCGUGGACUUCAUCGAGAGCCCGGACUCCUUUUCCUACGCCGACUUCUUCAAGGGCUACCUGCUGCCCAACGUGCCGUGCGUUUUCUCCAGCUCCUUCACCGAGGGCUGGGGCAGCCGCAGGCGCUGGGUGACGCCAGACGGGAAGCCGGCCUUCGAGCACCUGCUGCGGAACUACGGAGACGUGGUCGUCCCUGUGGCCAACUGCGGGGUCCAGGAGUACAAUUCCAACCCCAAGGAGCACAUGCUCCUCCGAGACUACAUCAGCUACUGGGAAGACUACAUCCAGGGGGGCUACUCCUCGCCGCGCGGCUGCCUCUACCUCAAGGACUGGCACCUGUGCAGGGACGCCUCGGCCGAGGACGUGUUCACCCUGCCCGUGUACUUCUCAUCCGACUGGCUCAAUGAGUACUGGGACGCCCUGGAUGUGGACGACUACCGCUUUAUCUACAUGGGGCCUGCUGGCACCUGGUCACCGUUCCACGCUGACAUCUUCCGCUCCUUUAGCUGGUCUGUCAACAUCUGUGGGAGGAAAAAGUGGUUCUUCUUCCCUCCGGGGCAAGAAGAAGCCCUUCGGGAUUGCCACGGUGGCCUGCCCUACGACGUGACCUCACCCGCGCUGCUCGACAGCCGCCUGUACCCCACGCGCAAGCACUGCAGCCCACCCCUGGAGCUCACGCAGGAGGCGGGCGAGAUGGUCUUCGUGCCCAGCGGGUGGCACCACCAAGUCCACAACCUGGAGGACACCAUCUCCAUCAAUCACAACUGGGUCAACGGCUGUAACCUGGCCAAUAUGUGGCACUUCCUGCAGCAAGAGCUCCGGGCCGUGCAGCAGGAGGUCAGCCAGUGGAGGGACACUAUGCCUGACUGGGACCAUCACUGCCAGGUCAUCAUGAGGUCCUGCUCCGGGAUCAAUUUUGAAGAGUUUUACCACUUUCUCAAGAUCAUCGCUGAAAGGAGGCUGCUGCUUCUGGCGAAAGAGAUGGGCCCUGGUGACAUGGAGGGUAGUGCGGGCAGCGGGCUGGGCCCCCAGCAGGCUGCUUUUGAUGUCAGCCGGAUCGCAGAGGUGCUGGCCUCCGUGGUGGCCCACCCCGACUUCCAGAGAGUGGACGCUAGCGUGUUCUCGCUGCAGCCGGCGGAGCUCCUCCAGCAGCUGGAGGAGGUCGUGGCCGCCACUGCCUCUCUUUAGGGCAUGAAGCUUGCAUCAGGCGGGGCCCCGAGGCACCGGCAUGGAAGGCAGGCAGUCUCUUCCGCAGCGCCUUCCAGAAAUAAAGCUCUGUGCUGCUGUGUGGCAUGGGACAGGUCACCUUCCCACGGAGCCUUGUGGCCUCAGGUGUCCCAGGUGCGGCUCCUGCUCUUGUGGGUGUGGUACUGUCCUGGCUGUCUGCUGGCAUCCCUGGGACCCUGCCUAUGUAGAGGGUUUGGGCUCCUUGUCUUCACGAGGCUUAGCCAGGGCUGAGUGCUCUGCAUCCAGUGGGGGGGUGGGUGGGGAGGCCCUGCUAAGUGAGCUCUGCAGCCAGAAGGCCCGGAGUGUGCUGGGGACUCGGGUGUGGGGGCAGCAUGUGGUUGGGAUUCCUGGUGCCCCCAGCCUUCCCUCAGCAAGGACUAGCAUCCCAGCCCAUAGGCCUCCCAUCCACAGCAGUGUGAGGCAGCUGGCUUGUCCUGCAGGGUCCCCUCUGCAGCAGGACCACACCCCUGCUCGUCUCCAUCUUGCCCUGGAGCAAGCCCCUCCAUGUGGGCUGGACGUUCUGGGGCCCAGGACCUCUGUGUCUAUCCCAUAGGAGAACCACCACUUAACAUAGAGCCUGCCGUCCCUCUACUGGCCUGUGCCUCCCCUGAACCCCCAUCCGGAGCCAAAGAUGUCUGUACGGUCCGGGCACCAGGCCAGGCCUCAUCCCUUGUCCCUCAUGCAGGCCCCUAGGCAUCACAGGUGCAGCGUUCAGGGGCCCCUCAGGGUCGGUUGGCACCCAUGAUUUUAUCUCCCUCUUACUUGUGACAGCACUGCCCGUGCCCCCCAGGCUCCAGUGAGGGCCUGGACCUUGCCCCAGGUGUGCAGAGCCCCCUGUAGGCCCUCUCCCAGCCUUCACGUGUGCUGGCCAUCGUAGGCCACCAGCAGUCGGUGCUUGCUCCACAGCCAUGCUGCAUACCUCCGCACCGUUCAUUUGCCACUCUGCACUCCGUGUGCCCCUCAACAGUGACAGUAAUGGGGUUCUCCAGAGAAGUGGAACCUGCAGGGUAGAGCGAGAGACGGUGGGGGCUGGUGAGUGAGGUCUGCAGGGCAGGCCAGCAGGCCAGGGACUGAGGGGAGAGUGGACUUUGUGGUCUGGGGUCCAAAGCCUGCAAACUCAGGGUUAGCGUGUUGAAGUCUGAAGGCAGCAUUGCUUCUUUGGGAAACCUCUGUCCUUGCCCUUAAGGCCUUGCACUGACUGGAUGAGGCCCUCCCAAAGCGUGGAGGGCAAUCUGCUUUAUCAAGGUCUGCAAAAUUCAGAGUUGAUCACAUCUAAAGGAUGCUUUCACAACA